This is a messenger RNA of Stomoxys calcitrans (stable fly), 4653 nucleotides long. It is a transcript of the gene Rhp, whose product is annotated as rhophilin-2-A. The transcript has 12 exons. NCBI's taxonomy places the organism in Eukaryota, Metazoa, Arthropoda, Insecta, Diptera, Muscidae. Gene Ontology annotation, biological process: signal transduction; negative regulation of stress fiber assembly. Gene Ontology annotation, molecular function: protein binding. The coding region runs from base 514 to 2745 and encodes 743 amino acids. The record is from RefSeq and is a predicted model, not a curated record.
AAGAAGACAAAAUUCCCAACUAAAAAGGAAAUAUUUCGCUACCUGUUACCAUACAUCAUCAUCAUAAAUUAAAGAAAAUUGAAAAUACAUUCAAAUUUUGAGUUUGUAGCAAUAGAGAUAUGCAGUGCUUUCCAAUUUCCUUAUUGAGACUACAUUGAAAACAAAAUAACAACGUAUUCAAAUCAGUGCAUAAAUUAAGAAAAGUUGUGGAAAAAUUCAUUUAAACAAAGUGACAAGAAGGAGCUGUUAUUAUUGAAACGAAGUAACAACGCAGCGAAAUGAAAAGUGAUGUGAAUGCAAAGCGAUUGGCGGAGUAUGCGUUUAAAAGAUAUUAAAAGCUUUUUAAUUUAAAAGCGAAAUUAAAAAUUUCUUUGGAAAACUUUUACUUGCUGUCUGCGACGAACGGACCCACCGACAGGCAAUCAGACAGACAGACAGACUCCUUAAGAUAUUCCAUCUCCAUAGUGGGCCUUUGAAGUGAACCAACUCGUUUUGGACUUGUUUCAAUUAAAUAUGGAUACCACAUCGUCAAGCAUCGAUACGGCCAACAUCAGCUCCAGCAGCAGCAGUGGCCUCAGCACCAGCCCCAAUAGCAGUGCCGCCAGUAGCAGCAGCGGUGGCAGUGGCAAUAACGUUGAUACCACAGAUGGCUUGUCAUUUUGUUUUAUACGGGGCUCCGAUCCUCGUGCUGCCACCUGCCGUGGUAAAUUACAAACACGUCGCUGUAAAUUGAAUCAGGAAAUCAAUAAAGAGUUACGAUUAAGAGCCGGUGCUGAAAACCUAUUUAAGGCAACCACAAAUCGUAAAUUACGUGAUACAGUCGCUCUGGAAUUGAGUUUUGUCAAUUCCAAUUUACAAUUAUUAAAAGAACAAUUGGCUGAGUUGAACUCAUCGGUGGAGGUUUAUCAGAACAAUAGUCAAGAUGGUGUUAUGCCCAUGAUACCCUUAGGUUUAAAAGAAACAAAAGAAAUCGAUUUUAUGGAACCGUUUUCCGAUUUCAUACUGGAACAUUAUAGCGAAGAACCAUCACAGUAUAGCGAUGCUAUAGCGGACAUAACCGAUACAAGACAGGCCUCCAAAACCCCCUCACGCGACAGCCAGGGUGUGGCCCUACUCUUUCGCUACUACAAUCUAUUGUAUUACGUUGAAAGACGUUUCUUUCCACCCGAUCGAAAUCUGGGUGUCUAUUUCGAGUGGUAUGAUUCCCUAACAGGUGUACCAUCUUGCCAGCGCACCAUUGCCUUUGAAAAGGCUUGUACUCUCUUCAAUUUGGGUGCUAUUUACACACAAAUUGGUGCUCGUCAUGAUCGUACCACCGAAAAGGGUCUAGAUGCCGCCGUCGAUAGUUUUCUACGUGCCGCUGGCAUCUUCCGCCACAUUUACGAUACUUUCACCAAUGCCCCCUCCAUGGAUUUGAAGCCACAAGUUUUGGAUGUUCUGGUGUCUUUGAUGUUGUCACAGGCGCGCGAAUGUCUUUUUGAGAAAUUGCAAUUACAAAUUGAAGCAUUGGGCCUCAAGGAUUCAAGUCAUCUCUUUAAAGAUUUAGCAGGCGAAGCAGCACAAUUAACCCAAGAGUACAAUGAAAUGCACAAAAAUAUCCAAACGAAUGACACCCAUACAUAUUUACCGGAAUGUUGGGCUGGUCUGGUGCCACUCAAAGCUGAGUAUUAUAAAGCUGUGUCCCAUCAUUAUGAGGCCCGCAGCAUAGAUGCCAGCGCCGACAAAGCUUCCUUGAGUACCAAAAAAAGUCAAGCCACCUCAAAUGAAUCGUUCAUUGGCAAUGCGCGGGAGGCCAUGCGCAUAGCGGCCGCUGCUGCAGCAGCUGCUGCCACAGACGACAGCGAUGAGGAGUGCACCAGUUUGGCGGCAUUAAAACGUGCCCAUUUAAAUGAAGCUAUGGCUAGUCAUGAAGAAACCCAACGUCUGCAGCGCAUGUGUCGUUAUUUAAAGAAUAAAACAUCACUAACCCAAGUCAUUAAGGAGGCCCAAUACAAAACACAGGAUGAAUUGGAAAAGUUUAGCGUAGAAGCGCCUGAGAAUGAAAUGGAUGAUUUAAUGGAAGUUCAAAUAGAAGUUUGCUCCAAAUUCACCCUAUCCCUUACCGGCCCCGAUUUUACUUCGUACAAAGUGGAAGAUCCUUUCAAGCGCCUAGGUCCCAUUGCCAUUUUCUCUGCCCGACGUCAUUGGACAGCACCCAGAUGUGUGCGUCUACAAAAAGGUUCAUCCAUUUAUCAUGAUGGCACCCAUUAUCAUUGCCAUUGUCCAUCGCCGGCAGAUGGCCAUGAAGUGGGCUGCAGUCUAUACAAGGAGGAAAUUGAAAGUUUUGGCUUUCAUGUUCAAGGUGAUGCGCCUGUAAUGAUUGCCCAUGUGGAAAUCAACUCAUUGGCAGACUUGGGUGGCAUCAAGGAGGGAGAUUUUAUUGUGGAAAUAGCUGGCAUUGAUGUUAAAUGGUAUCUUCAUCAGCAAGUAGUGCGUCUGAUACAAUCAUGUGGUUCCACGCUGGAAGUGAAAGUCAUAACGCCCAUGGAUAGGAAUUAUUUGAAGCCUUUGUCAUCAAAGGGCUCCAUUUCCACACUCUCUGCUGCUAGUUCAUCCGGAGUUUCAUCAGGUUCUUCCAGUCCCACAGGCACCACCAGCAAACCCAAAAUACGCUGCAAGUCCACAUCGAAAGCACGUUUGGGCAGUAUUUCAUCGAGUUCAUGGAAUCCAUUUCGGCGUACACCAAGCUUAGCGAAAAUCUUUUAAAGAUAAUUUAAAACAGAAAAACAAACACAAAAACUUUGAGAAAGUGAAAAUUUACUAUAAAAAAAUAUCAGUGGCCAUUAAAAAAAAACAGAAGAGAAAAAAAUCAAAUUAAACAUAAUUAUAUUAAUUAUUAUUUUAAAAUAAAAUUAAUAUAUUAAGUUUCUGUAUACAUUAUUAUAUUAAGUUCAGCAACACAAAUACUAUUUGAUAUGAUGCAUAACAAAUUAUGAAUUUUGUUUUAAAUCCUUUAUUAUUUUCUUGUAAAAUGUUUCUUUCUAAUUUCAUUUUAUUUUCUGGGUUUAAGGAAAAUAAUCUCUUUGAAAAUUGUAAAUUAUAAAGAAAAGAUUUUUUUAAGAUACUUACAUCAAAAUGUUGGUAGCAUAAUAAGAUUGUAAUAACUGAAUUAUAUUAAAGUUUGUAAAAAUAAAAAAAAAUUUAAGAAGAAUAUUGGGUCAAAAAAAACAAUUAAACACGUAGUUAUAAUGGCCGUGUUUUGUUUUUGCUCCAUCCAAUGUAAGCCAGAAUUACUGGUUUCGGUGCAAAGUUAUCGAUAUGAUAGUUAUCGAUAUGAUGCGAUAACAUUGAAACUUCUCCGCUUGGUACUAAAAUGUAAUAUGACCAAUAUCUAUUUAAAAUUUUUUACAAUACGUGUACCCAUAUCGAUUAUUUCUAAUCGAGAGUCUCUCAAGGCAAUGUGUUAAAAGUAACGCAAAACAGAUAAUGAUUUUUUGAAACAUUUUUUAAGAAACAGACCGUUACUAAAAUGUAUAUUUGGUGCGUUUUAUUUCAGUACUAUACUGUGCAAAUCACUUGUCAUCGGCUGUUAUCGCAUAAUAUCGAUAACUAUCCAGUGCAACUUUGUACUGGAAUUUUUUUUCAUCUAACUUGAACUAGAUAGAACGAAAAGAAAACACGACAUUUAAUUCGGUAGAACUCCAUAAAAUCGAUAUCUGAAAAGUCAUUACGGUUAUCGUAAAGAACGACCUAUCCAAAUAGAAUAACUGUACAAAGUCGUACUGGAUUGUUAUCGACAUCAUACGAUAAUCGAUUAAUCGUGUUUUCCACUGUAUAGUACCAAAAAUAAACACAAUCUUGAACUUUUUUCAAUGACAUAUUAAAAAUACUUUAGUGUUUUCAACGAUGCAAGUGCUUUUAUCGAAAAUUAAGAAAAUUUCGCUAACUUGAACUAGAUAAAACGAAAAAAAAAUACGACAAUAGAUUCGGUAGUACUCCAUAAAAUCGAUAUCUGAAAAGUCAUUGCGGUUAUCGUAAAGAACGACCUAUCCAAAUAGAAUAACUGUACAAAGUCGUACUGGAUUGUUAUCGACAUCAUGCGAUAACCGAUUAAUCGUGUUUUCCACUGUAUAGUACUAAAAAUAAACACAAUCUUGUACUUUUUUCAAUGACAUAUUAAAAAUACUUUAGUUUUUUCAACGAUGCAAGUGCUUUUAUCGAAAAUUAAGAAAAUUUUGCUUAAUUUCCUUACCUAAAAAUAUUUGAAAUAUUUUUUAAACUUGACCAUACUUUCAGUUUUUUAUUUGUUAAUGAGAUAUUCUUUGAGAUACAUUGAGUAAUAUGCUAUAUUUUAUAAUGAAUUCAAAAUGUUAUAAUCUGAAUUUUUGGUUUAUUGUAAUAUUGUUUUAAGCCAUAUAUAUUUAUGCAAAUAUAUAUAUAUAUAUAUUUAUGUAUAUCUGUUAGUUGAAGAAGUUGAAGUUGAUGCUGAUGCUGAAGAAGAUAAAGAAAUCCACAACACAAGUGUAUAUUUUAUUAUUGGACAUAAAUUUUAAACUUUUAUAUAAUAUUCUGAAAAUGUAUAAAUAAUUCAAAAUCUUUUUUCAAAUAAAAGUGUAUAUAUUUUUUCAAAAAAAUAAAAAUAGCUUUUAAUGAUGAAAUUUCAAAAAAGUUAAA